AUGGGGGACCUAAAUGCGAAGGUCGGAAAGGGAAGCUCGUCGGAGAUGGUUGGGAGCUUUGGAUUGGGGCAAAGAAAUGACAGAGGGAACAGGCUAAUAGAGUUCUGUCAGGAAAACAAGUUUGUAAUCUUAAAUACCUUGUUCAAGCAACCCCCGCGAAGACUAUACACGUGGACAUCUCCCCAACACAAUAAUGACAACAUAGUGCGAAACCAGAUUGUCUACAUCAUGGUGAACCAGAGAUUCCGCAGCUCAGUCAAAAAUGCAAAGACGUACCCCGGCGCUGACAUAGGAUCUGAUCAUAAUCCUGUGUUAAUUGAUUUCUCUAUGACACUCAAGCUCACGAAGAAAAGAAAACCAACACCACAAGUUGAUGUGCAACAAUUAAAACAAGAGGCAAAGAAAAACUCCUUACAGAUCGAGCUUAACGCCAACCUCCAACGAAUUAACCGAGGCCAGCGGACAGCAGAUAAUAUUGACGCGACCUGGACUGAAAUAUCUUAUAUACUAAAGGAGGUCACAACUGAACACCUUAAGUCAGAGACUAAGAAAAAGAAAGAAUGGAUGACCAGAGAAAUUCUAGAUCUAAUGGACAAGCGCCGGGAAUGCAAAAACAAAAACCCAACAGAAUAUAGACGCAUCCAUUCAAUUAUUCAGCGGAAAAUCAGAGAAGCAAAAGAGAACUGGAUGAGGGAAAGGUGUGAGGAAAUAGAAGACCUACAGCGUAAACAUGAUGGUUUCAACCUGCACAAAAAAAUUAAAGAAUUAUCUGGAGCAAAUAAGCGACAAGCACCAUAUAGACUGUUUGAUAAUAACCACCAGCAAGCAAAAGAUAUCUCUGAGGAAAUAGUCAUAUGGAAAAAUUAUAUCCGAGACUUAUUUGCCGACUUAAGAGAAGAGCCAUCCACUAGCAAUAAUAACGAAGGUCCUACCAUAAUUAAAUGUGAACUUGAACGCGCUAUCAACCAACUAAAGAACAAUAAAAGCCCAGGACCUGACAAUAUUUACUCAGAAGUUAUUAAGUUAAUUGAUGAAGAAAACUUGGAUCUCUUCUUAAAACUACUUAAUCAAAUAUAUAAAUCUGGCAAAAUUCCGACAGAAUGGCUGGAAUCUACAUUCAUUCCCAUUCCCAAAAAGCCGAAUCCUCGUCAAUGCAAUGACUUUAGGUUGAUUAGUCUGAUGAGCAACGCCCUGAAGAUCCUUCUCAGAAUUAUCCACAAUCGAAUCCGGGAGAAAUGCGAGCAGGGAUUUAUGCGAUAUAGGCGGCUCCUCUCUGAUUCAUAUUUGGACCUGGGCCUACGUCUGAGACUGGUACGAUGUUACGUCUGGCCUAUCCUGUUGUACGGCGUUGAAUCAUGGACGCUGAAGGCGGCCAUGAUGAAUAGAUUGGAGGCGUUUGAACUCUGGUGCUACAGACGAAUGUUGAGGAUCCCUUGGACAGACAGAAUUACGAACGAUGAAGUACUUCAAAGAGUGGGUGGCCACCUACUCAGGCACGAAGAGUAUGAGUUGCCACGACUGAUAGUUGAGGGAAAGCUGGAAGGAAGGAGGGGUUUAGGAAGAAAGCGACUGUCCUGGAUGCGAAACAUCAGAAACUGGACCAGCCUGAACUUUGAACAAGUAAUAAGAACGGCACAGGAUAGACAAGCAUUUGCCAAUGUGAUCGCCAACCUUCACUGA
Cylas formicarius (sweet potato weevil) is the source of this 1680-nucleotide messenger RNA. RefSeq lists its product as uncharacterized. NCBI's taxonomy places the organism in Eukaryota, Metazoa, Arthropoda, Insecta, Coleoptera, Brentidae. Bases 1 to 1680 code for a protein of 559 amino acids. The transcript is spliced from 3 exons. The record is from RefSeq and is a predicted model, not a curated record.